AGGACCACAGCAAAACUUUGAUGCGCGUUACUACACACAACCAUGGCGACUCUGCUCCGAAAAGUCUGGGAAUCGGUCUCCGCUCGUUCGGCUUCGGCUUCGGCUCCGGGAUCAAGUCCAUACUCCAGCUGGAGCUCCAGCGACGGCUUCCACCAGCUCGCCUGUAUCAGGGCGUCUUCCAUGGGGGAUUUUGAUCGGAUUCCGAUCGAUAUAUUCAUCGUUAUCGUCAAGCUCCUUGGCCCCAAGGAGGCAGCCAAGCUCACCGCCGUUUGUAAGUCCUGGAAAUUCAUCGUCUCCGAUAAUCGCUUGUGGAUUUACUUCCUUCAGAAUCAGCAAGAUCCUUGGGAUUCUAUCUUCUUCGCCGAAACUCAUUUGCGAUCAGGGUUUUCUCUUUGGACAUUUGCUAAUCCAAUGGCUGACCUUUCAUUCAUGCAUAUUUAUGGUCAACGUGCCAUGGUUCCUGGAACUAUGAUUGUAGAUGGUGGUUCUGGAUAUUGCAAAUAUGGCUGGAGUAAGUAUAAUCGUCCAUCUGGGAGAUCAGCAACUUUUUUGGAAUUUGGUAACAUUGAAUCUCCAAUGUAUUCUAGGCUGAGGCAUUUCUUCUCAACAAUAUAUAGCAGGAUGCAGGUGAAAACAUCAACACAGCCAAUUAUUGUGUCCAUUCCUAUUUGCCAUUAUGAUGAUGCUGAAUCUGACAAAUCAGCUCGGAAGCAGCUAGAAGAAGCCAUCCUCUCAGCAUUAUUUGACAUGAAUGUUCCUGCUGUUUGUGCCAUGAACCAGGCAGUUUUGGCUUUGUUUGCGGCAAGGCGGACAUCAGGAAUAGUUGUCAAUGUUGGGUUUCACCAAACAUCUGUUGUUCCUAUUCUACAUGGCAAAGUUAUGCACAAUGUGGGUGUGGAAACAAUAGGAGUUGGAGCACUAAAACUUACAAGUUUCCUCAAAGAGCAGAUGCAACAGAAGAACAUAUAUUUUGGCUCACUUUACACCGUGCGCACACUGAAGGAGAACCUCUGCUAUGUUGCUCCUGAUUAUGAAGCUGAGCUAUCCAAAGACACAAAAGCCUCAUUCCAAGUUCCAUCAGAAGGUUUCUUUACACUUGAUAAAGAACGAUUUCAAACAGGAGAGAUUUUGUUCCAGCCUCGUAUUGCAGGAAUGCGUGCCAUGGGUUUACAUAAUGCUGUUGCACUUUGCAUGGAGCACUGUCAAGAAGCAGAACUAAAUACAGAUGAUUCUUGGUAUAAAACUAUAGUCUUGGCAGGGGGCAGUGCCUGUUUGCCGGGGCUAGCAGAAAGACUAGAGAAGGAAGUACGUGCCCUUCUUCCCCCAUCCAUGUCUUUUGGUGUCAGAGUACUUCCUCCCCCUUGUGGUGUCGAUUCUGCAUGGCAUGGGGCAAAACUCAUCAGCAAUUUGAGUACCUUUCCCACUUCCUGGUGUGUGACAAGGAAGCAGUUUCGACAGAGGUCCAGAAGCAAGCUUAUAUGGUGACAACUGGAGUCUAUAAUCAAACGACCAUCUUUUAGUUUGGGAGGAUGUAUCAUACACAAAGCUUCUUAAGCAUAAAUUAUUUCUUUUGUUUCAUAGUUUUAUGUACAAGUUGCCAACAAAGCAAAAGCCGGGCUUGUAAUGCUAAUAUAGAAUUAUAGUAUAUGAGAAGUCUUGUACAAUACCAUUUCGUUCCCCAAUCAAAUUUUUGUUACUGUGUAAAAAGUGAUGGAGUCUGAUAAGGAAUUAUAUAUAUGAAAGCCGGUUAUUUUA
This is a messenger RNA of Ipomoea triloba (trilobed morning glory), 1755 nucleotides long. RefSeq names its product actin-related protein 8. Bases 43 to 1485 code for a protein of 480 amino acids. NCBI's taxonomy places the organism in Eukaryota, Viridiplantae, Streptophyta, Magnoliopsida, Solanales, Convolvulaceae. Gene Ontology annotation, molecular function: protein binding. The transcript is spliced from 12 exons. The record is from RefSeq and is a predicted model, not a curated record.